Molecule: messenger RNA, 6212 nt
Organism: Trifolium pratense (red clover)
Lineage: Eukaryota; Viridiplantae; Streptophyta; Magnoliopsida; Fabales; Fabaceae
Product: protein RST1
Exons: 25
Coding region: 204-5747 (1847 amino acids)
Biological process (GO): regulation of post-transcriptional gene silencing
Source: RefSeq, a predicted model, not a curated record
AGGUGAGUCAAAAAUAUAUAAUUUGUUAAAAAAAAUGGUCUGUAAAUUAUAAUUAUAAAUACAAAAAAGUUUAAAAUUGGAUCAUAGAUAACUUUGAUUGUUUGUACUUCAACGUUCAACUUCAACUACAAAGUACAAACAAGUACACAUAAGUGCUUCUGCGAGUAAUCGAUUUUCAGAGUUUCCAAUCUUCGACUCUGAAAAUGGACUCUUACGCUCCUCUUCUAGAAAAAACCCGAAUCCCUCAACCAGCACUUCAAAAACUAGCAGUCAUUUCAAUCUUCUCGAAGCUUCGAUCAUCUUCUAAUCAUCUCAAUUUCGAAUCCGAAUCUGGAAAACGCGCGAUUUUUCAAUGCCUCACUUCAUCUUCUCCUAAUGUCAUCGAUGAAUCGGUUCGUCAAUUAUGCCGUCUUGUUACUGACGGCGUAAUUGAAGUUUCUAAUGGAUUGUUGGAGCUUCAAUCUGCACUUGAAGGAUCCGAUUUGAAGUUUGUGAAUGUUUUUGUUAAGGGUUUGUGUUUUCUUGUUCGGUUUGGUUUUCAGAAGAAUAAUGGUGAUUGGAGCUUCUCUUCCAUUCAUACUCAUCCUUUUGUUAUGAUAUUGUUGUGCCGGGUGGAAGUUCAGUCUGAACUCCUGCAGCAAGUGUUGCUGUUUAUGUUACAAAAUCAGCGGCUGGGUAUGAUACAAGUUUGUGAGUUUUUAAAGCCCCUGUUGGACUUUUCGAUCAUAAGAUUGUUAGCUUCGGAGUCAUCCUCUUCUUCAUUCGGAUUGCAACUGGUAUCGUCUAUGGCAUCCUUCUGUUGCUCAUGUCCAAAUGAGUCCAUGCCUGUUCUUAAGCUGCUAAUGGGAUGCCUUAUGUAUCUUCCACAUGAGACCUCUGAAGACUAUAGAAAAUUAGUAUUCGUUGUAGAACAUAUGGUGGAGGCUUAUAUUGCGGUACUGAAAUCUCUGGCUGGAGAGAAAUUGCUGAUUACUGAGGCUCAACUAUGUGCAAUUGAAUUUCUGGGAACAAUUAUGUCUCUGUUGACAUGUCUUCAGUGGCACUCUAGUGGUCAUGAGCCCAUAAUUGAACUCUCAAGGCGGUUGUUAUCUGUACAGAAAGAUCUUGGGUUGCGAUGGGAGCCUGGUUUGUCAAGGACUAUGGUACCAUUAUUUACGAUCCUUGUUCAAUCAGAACUUGAGCACGAGCAAAUUUCUAUAUCUAAACUCCUCCUCUUAAUCCUUAAGUGGAAAUACGAUAAAGAUUAUGCUAUUGACAGAAAUAUGUCCUCUCCAUUUGAAGAGAUUUUGUUUCUACUUCCCUUUGUAAGCCUCAUGUCAUCUCCUUCUAAAUAUGUGAAAGCAUUGGCCACCGAGUUGCUUCUUCUCUUGGAGAAGUUCCUUGUCAAGAUGUUGGUGGCACCAAAACAUAAAUCAAUCAUUGAGGAGGGAAAUCAUUAUCUUAGCACACCAGGAAUUAUAGUUUUGAGACUUUUGCGACAUUUGUGGUAUCAGGAUGGAGAAUCUUCUUCCAGAAUUUCCCUUCUGAAUAUGGCUUUAAAGGACAUGAAUGAAAGUGAAAUAAUGCCUGAUAAACCAAUAUCUUGGGUUUCUCAUCUAAGAGAGUUCUGUUUGUCAAUUGUUGACCGACGAAAAUCUACAUUGCCUCUCUUGCUUCCUCAAGAAUUAUUUUUGACCGAGACGCCCUUACUCAGUGCUGUCCUCAGUGUUUUAUUGAUACAUCCAUCAAUGGGGGCUGCCGCUGUCGAUUCCUUGUCUUCCAUUGCCGUUAUGGAUCCCAAACUAGGAGUUCCUUUGUUGCUAGAAAUUAUGUUUUACAGUAAUAUAUUCACAAGAAAUGAUAUCAUUUGCCAUGAUAUGCUGCUAAAAAUCUUCGAAAUGCUACCAUCACUUGCUUCACACUCAGCAAUGAUUCCACUUGUGGUUCAAACUAUCUUGCCAAUGCUUAACAAAGAAUCCAAAAUCUCAUUGUAUGCUACGGGAACUCGAUUGCUGUGUCGAACUUGGGAGAUCAAUGAUAGAGCAUUUGGAAGUUUGCAAGGUGUCCUGCUCCCUAAAAGUUUUACUGAUUUCGUAUCAGACAGAGCUAUCUGUAUCAGUUUGGCUGCUUCCAUUCGAGAUGUUUGCCAUAAAAGCCCUGACAGGGGUGUUGAUCUUAUCUUGACUGUUUCGUCUUGCAUUGAGUGCCAAGAUCCUAUAAUUAAAGCUCUUGGCUUGCAAAGUCUUGCCCACCUUUGUGAAGCAGAUGUGAUCGAUUUUUACACUGCAUGGGAUGUCAUUGCAAAGUACGUGCAAGGUUACAAAGAUGAUCCUAUUAUUGCGCACAGCAUUUGCCUUCUGCUAAGGUGGGGUGCGAUGGACGCAGAAGCAUAUCCAGAAGCAUCAAAGGGUGUGCUGCUAAAUCUGUGGGAUUUAGUUACCUCUAGCCAUGGGCCAAAGUGGGAAAAGACAAAAAUAUCAGCCCUGGAGGCACUUAUUCAAUAUGAAGUGUCACAGCUUGAAAAAAGUAUUCCAGAUUUUAAGAAAAUGAAUUUGGAGCUAUUCUUUUCUGAGACAAGCCCCACGGUACUCAAGGUUAUGGAGGAUUUUCAUGUCAAGAUUAUAACAUAUGAACACAUAAAUCGUCGAAGGUUGGUCAAGGGGAAAAGACUUGCAGGAAGUAAAAUUGAAAAGUUGGUGGAUGUAUUUCCACAGGCUAUAUUCUCUUUAGGAAAGAUAAAUGAGGCUAUAGAAUUACCUGGUGCAGCUUUGUUAUGUUUCUCUUUCACUCCUAAAAAUGUGAAUGAACAUCAGGCAUCAAAAAGGCCAAGAUAUGUACAUGCUGCUUAUGAGAAUGCCCUCAAGGAAAUAGCUGCUUCUCUUCACCUCUCGAGAAAUAUCUUGCUUGCACUUAUGGCACUGCAAUCAUGGAAAGACUUCAUGCGGCGUUGGGUGAAGGCUUACAUUCUGUCUUAUGAUGCUAAGGCACAACUGAGUGUCCUAGAUAAAACUUCUAAAGCUGCUACCGAUAUUUUGAAGAGUAUGACAGCAAUAGCGGAUAAGGCUAUACCUAGAGCUGCCGAAAAUAUCGCACUGGCCAUUGGUGCACUCGGUCUGGUUUUGCCUCCAUCUGUUCACACUGUUAAAUCUGCUGCUUCAAAAUUUCUUUUGGAGUGGUUGCUCCAACAUGAACAUGAACACCGGCAAUGGUCUGCUGCAAUUUCUCUUGGAUUGGUUUCAAGUUGCCUUCAUGUAACCGACCAUAAAGAGAGAUAUCAUAACAUCACUGGGCUUCUUGAGGUUCUUUUUGUCAGCAAAAGUUCGCUUGUAAAAGGAGCAUGUGGAGUUGGAUUGGGGUUUUUGUGUCAAGAUCUUCUUACCAGAGUUGAAACUGCUGAUGACUCUACUGUCAAAACUGAAACAGAAAAGGUUCCAGAAUCCAAAUUACUAGGAAGAAUUGUUGGAGCCCUAGCUACAAUGAUACAGCAGAGAACCAAAUGUUCUUUUGAUGUUUUGGAUAGUUUAUGUUCCUGCUUUCCAGUUGAUUAUGAUGUGAAUGCUAACAUAUUUGAAUCGUCAUCCGAGGAUAGUGAAGACUCGGAAGAAGAUAUAUGGGGUGUUGCUGGACUUGUUCUUGGUUUGGCUACCUCCAUCAGUGCAUUGUACAGAGCUGGAGAGUUAGAGACUGUUAUCAAGAUAAAAAACUUGGUAAUAUCAUGGCGUCCAUACAUGAAUUCACUAUUGCAAGGCGGGAAAUCCGAUAUUGUUUUAGCCCUAGGAUCUUGUAUUGCACUUCCCACAAUCGUGACUUUUUGCCAGAGAAUGGAAUUGAUGGAUGAUAAUGAGUUGGACCAUAUUGUGCUUGGCUUUAAAGAGUUUAUUUCUGAGUUAAUAUCUGUGAAAAGGUCUGAUGUUUUGCACCAUAGUUUACUGAUGGCGUCGUGCGUUGGAGCAGGGACAGUAAUUUCUUGUAUACUGAACGAAGGUGUUCACUCUAUUGAGGUUGAACAUGUUAAAUGCUUACUUGAACUAUUCAAGAAAUGUUACUCCAAUCCUUUCCAUUUUCUUGUUCAUCUUGGUGGUAUGCUAGGAGUAGUUACUGCUAUGGGAGCUGGUACGGGGAUUUUGGUCUAUAUGAAUUUUCCAAAUUACACUAGGCAAUCUACUUAUCAGAAGGAGGAUUCUUCUACUGUCAUGGGCCCUCUCCUUUCAAGCUCUGUCAUUGAGCCAUAUUUGACAUCACUGGUGCAAGAAAUGUUUCUUGUGGCACAGAAUUCUGAUAAUCAUCAGCUACAACAGUUUGCUUCCUGGGUACUUGCCUUCCUUCGACAUCAUAUAUGGUCCAAGGAACUUUUGGGGGUUGAUGGUGAUAGUAAUGUGGGUGAAACAAAUUCAAAACCUGUUUCUCAUAAUUUUCCUGAUGACAGUGUGGUUUUGAACCUCAGUUUGUGGCUUAUGGAGUUCAAAUACACCGAGCCAGGUAGUAGUGUACAUGCUGGCACAAUUGUUGCUAUAUUAGGGUGCCUUUCUAGAGCUCCCAGGUUGCCGAGCAUGGAUUGGGGGGGAAUUAUUAGGCGUUGUAUGAGAUAUGAGGCCAAGGUUACUGAGUCAUUAGCAUCAGAUUCUGUUUUUAAGAAAGCAACUCUAAGGGAGGAAUGUGUGCUGUUUGCAAUAGCUCAUGCAAACCAAUUUGAUUCACUAUUAACUUUUCUUGACGAGAUAUCCGACUUUUCCAGAUUAAAGACGCUUGAAAUAAAUUUGCAGUGUUGUCUGCUAGUUCAUCUAGCAGACCUUGUAAAAGUAUUUUCAAGCUCCAGGCUUGAGAAGCUAUUUGGUGAUGUGGGUUAUCACUUGUCUUCAUUGAAUUCAUACAAAGAGUAUGAUACUUACCAGAAAUGCUUGUUGCGCCUUUCAAGCUGGAAGGGACUCUGUGAAUGCCUGGACGAAGUUUCUGUCGACACUUCGGGUCACAUAUCCCAUGUUGAGAGAUGCAUGGAGGUUCUAUUUACCUUAUUACCAGUUGUGAAAUCUUCUUGCAAUGUAGCGUCAGGGGACACAAGUUCUGUAGAGGAAUGGUCUGAGGCUGUAAGAUGCUUAGGGAAGGCUCCACAGGGUUGGUUAUUGGAUUUCCUGAAGGUUUCACAAGAGGAGUUUGUUCAAAGUGCAUCCAAAUCUAUUGAAGUCCAAAACAAGGUCCAUGCUAAGAUCAAGCUUGUGAAGACCGGUUCUCUUCCACUAAUUGAACUAGGAAAAAUGAAAUCAAACAUAUUGAACUCCAAAACAGAAGGAUUCUGGGAUAUUCUCUUGGAAGUUGCCGCUGUUUUAUACCAUGCAGAGAUAAGUUUCAAAAGACAGUGGCUUAUUGAUGCUCUUGAAAUUAGCUGUGUAUCCAGUUUUCCUUCUACGGCACUGCAGUUUCUUGGUCUGCUAUCUGCUACCUGCUGCAAAUAUAUGCCCUUUAUGAUUGUGGACCAACAAACGGUACUGAAUGAUCUACCAGUCACACUUGUGUCUCUUCUAGCAGAUAGAAACUGGAAUUCUGUUGCGGAAACUGUUGUUUCUCAUCUCUUUUCAUCGACAGAACGUAUAUAUGAUUGGACAAUGCACAUAGCAAAUGGCUCUUACGAUCAAGGUUCACAAACCAUUGAUGAAAGUGAGAAUCAUAUGGCCGAUUUUCUCCUGCAAGUGAUGCAUCAUACAUGUGUGUUGUUAAAAGGGCACUUGCCAUUAGAUAAGCAGCUUAAGCUUGCCAGCAUGGUUGUUGCUUGAAAGAAAAUUUCUGAUAAUUACAUUACGUUAGUCGGAAGUUUGUCGCCAUAUAUCAUUUGCUUAGAGGCAAGCGAACAUCAUGAUGCCAAGUAAAACGUUCCAAACAUGGAGUAGUGGAAAAUGUUCCGACCAACAUGACUUGGUCAAAGAUUGUGUAAUACACUCAAAAAAUUUAUUUUGGGAACUAGUUAUCCGGUUGAAGAACGACUAAUCGAGACUAAUUGCAUUGUCCACUAGCAGUAAUACACACAAUUUGAGAAGUGGGGUUGAGCACAGAAGCAGCUGUAGAUAUUUUUUACUUGUCCAAUUGAGUGAAAUUAACAUUUUGUUUUCUUAGACAAGCUUAUGUUGUAUAUUAGUGCUACCGUUGGCAUUACUUGCAAAGAUGUGUAAUGCAUUUCAGUUAGGUUACAAAGGAAGAAAAUUUAGUAUAUUUAGCUUAUGAAAUGAUGAUUUUAGAGUUGA